This is a messenger RNA of Anneissia japonica, 394 nucleotides long. RefSeq names its product nuclear receptor subfamily 1 group D member 1-like. The annotation marks the transcript as partial. The transcript has a single exon. Gene Ontology annotation, biological process: cell differentiation; hormone-mediated signaling pathway; positive regulation of transcription by RNA polymerase II. Gene Ontology annotation, molecular function: RNA polymerase II cis-regulatory region sequence-specific DNA binding; nuclear receptor activity. Lineage: Eukaryota; Metazoa; Echinodermata; Crinoidea; Comatulida; Comatulidae. The record is from RefSeq and is a predicted model, not a curated record.
GCGUAUUUUGAUAGCAAUAAUAACAAUGGUGUUUUAAAGAGUAAUAUUCUACUUGAGGUUAUCACGAAUAACUUCACGCCCUCUAUAACCAGGAUCAUAACAUUUGCUAAAAUGAUCCCUGGAUUCACGUCUCUACACAAGGAUGACCAAGUGUCACUCCUCAAGUCCGCAUCGCUGGAGGUUCUACUCGUGCGCAUCUCACAUUGGCUCAACGUCAAAGAUGACCAAUUCAUAUUUGCGAAAUACAAGCAAAUGUUUAGCCUAGAGGACUUCAAGGGGACACCUAUGUACGAGAUCGCAAGCGAUGUUUUAGAUUUCGCUGCGAAAUUCAAGGCACUACAGCUAACAAACUGCGAGGUUGCCCUCUUUACCUGUGUCAUACUUUUAAGUUCAG